Molecule: messenger RNA, 234 nt
Organism: Adineta steineri
Lineage: Eukaryota; Metazoa; Rotifera; Eurotatoria; Adinetida; Adinetidae
Source: the annotation of a GenBank genome assembly
AUGUUUAAAUACAACAAUCGAACUGAAUUUGCAAUUAAAAUAAACAUGUCAUCGAAUGAACAAAACUAUCAUAUAGGACCACAAGCUGGUUCCAUUGGUCAAGCAGGUGGUGCAUUCAGUGAACGUGGUCGAGCAUCAGAAAAUGCUUAUUUUCAUGCUCAAGAAGCUGAACAAUUAGCUGCAUUAAAACAACAAAUGGAACAACAACACCAAACAGGAAAUCAAUCAAAAUAA